AUGAAGAUUACAAUUGAAGAAGGUGUUUUGUGGGUUGUUGCUUUUAUAACCAGCUGGGCUUAUAGCACUGCUUUGCUUACACCCAAUGGUGUCAACUAUGAAGUGCAAGCUUUGAUUGACAUACAAAAAUCUUUUAAUGAUCCUCAUGAAGUCCUCAAUUGGGAUGAAAAUGCUGUUGAUCCAUGUGGUUGGGCUAUGGUGGGUUGUUCCCAUGAUAAUUUUGUUAUUACACUAGCAAUCCCAAGCCAGGGUUUAUCAGGCACAAUAUCACCUAGUAUUGGGAAUUUGACACACCUCACAAGUGUGCUGUUACAGGAUAAUAAUAUAACAGGGCCAAUACCAGCAGAAUUGGGAAAACUACCAAAAUUGCAAGCAAUUGAUCUUUCAGAUAACUUGCUAACAGGACAAAUUCCCAACUCUUUAUCUCAACUUAAAACCCUGCAAUACUUGAGAUUAAACAAUAAUAGUCUCACAGGGGCUAUACCUAUGGCUUUAGGAAACCUGAAUCAGCUGACUUUCAUGGACUUGUCCUUCAAUAAUUUGAGUGGGCCAGUAGCAAGACAUCUAGUCAAAACAUUCAAUGUUGUAGGAAAUCCUAGGAUAUGUUCAACUGGGAAAGAGCCAGACUGCAAUGGGACUGCACCACUGCCUCUAAUUUUAUCACAAAAUAUUUCACAAUAUUCUAUGGCAUCAAGAAGGCCAACUAAUCACAAAUUUGCAUUGGCCUUUGGGAUAAGCCUUGGUUGCAUCUUCCUGUUGAUACUUGGAUUUGGGUUCUUCAUCUACUGGAGACACAAGCUCAACAAGCAGAUCUUUUUCGACAUUAAUGAACAACAUGAUGAAGAAGUGAGUUUGGGGAACCUGAGAAAGUUCGAAUUCCGGGAGCUGGAGAGCGCGACACACAACUUCAGCAGCAAAAACAUCCUUGGCAAGGGCGGAUUUGGAAAUGUGUACAAAGGGAACCUUCUCCGCCUCUACGGCUUUUGCACCACCUCAACCGAGAGGCUUUUGGUGUAUCCUUACAUGCGUAAGGGAAGUGUGGCUUAUCGUCUCAAAGCCAAACCAGGAUUGGAUUGGGGCAUUAGAAAGAGAAUAGCAGUAGGGACAGGUAGAGGCUUGGUAUACCUGCACGAACAGUGUGACCCAAAGAUCAUCCAUAGGGACGUCAAGGCUGCCAACAUAUUGCUCGAUGAUGACUACGAGCCAGUGAUCGGUGAUUUCGGGCUUGCAAAGCUUCUCGAUCACACCGACUCUCACGUCACCACCGCCGUCCGUGGUACUGUGGGCCACAUAGCCCCCGAAUACCUCUCCACCGGUCAAUCCUCCGACAAAACCGAUGUCUUCGGGUUCGGGAUUUUGCUGCUGGAGCUUAUCACGGGGCAGAGGGCCUUGGAGUUUAACCACAAAGGAGGAGCCAUGCUUGAUUGGGUCAAGAAAAUUCAUCAAGAGAAGAAGCUAGACAUACUUGUGGACAAGGUUCUGAAGAAGGAUUACGACCCGAUCGAGCUGGAGGAGAUGGUGCAGGUGGCCCUGCUCUGCACGCACUACCUCGCGACUCAUCGUCCCAAAAUGUCUCAAGUUGUGCGCAUGUUGGAAGGAGAUGGGCUGGCUGAGAAAUGGGAGGCCGAGUCCACCAGGUGUCGGCCCAAUGAGUUCUCGUCCUCCCACAGAUAUUCUGAUCACACAGAUGACUCCUCGUUGCUCGUACAAGCAAUGGAACUAUCGGGGCCUAGGUGA
Striga hermonthica is the source of this 1737-nucleotide messenger RNA. The record is from the annotation of a GenBank genome assembly. NCBI's taxonomy places the organism in Eukaryota, Viridiplantae, Streptophyta, Magnoliopsida, Lamiales, Orobanchaceae.